CGCUUUCCCGCCGCUGCCGGGCGGCUCCACCCCGCCACCGCCCCGCGCCCCUCCUCCCCGCUCCUUCCUCCUCCUCGUCCCGCGGCGGCGCGGGCGGCCAUGGCGCGGCGCGGCCGGCGGCGGCGGGGGGCGGCUGCGGCGGGGACCCGCGGCAAGAAACAGAUACCCAAGGAUGUGGCCGACAUUUUUAAUGCCCCCAGUGACAGUGAAGAUUUUCCAGGAUUCCAAGAUGAUGCUUCCAAACAGGGCUUCUUGUCAGAGAACAACUAUACUAGUGUUGAUUCCCUGGAGUCUGGAAAAGAGGGGCUCCGGUUCCAGUCCAGGUACCUCACUGAGGAGCUGCGGAGGAUUUUCACCGAGGACACCGACUCUGAAACGGAGGUGUUUGAGGGCUUCGCUUCAAACGAGGUGCAUGUGAACAAGAAAGAAGUUCUGAUGGUGGAGUCAGACUUGAGUGAUGAAGAACGUAAUAAUUUGUUGGGUAAUGAGAAAGAAGAGGAGGAAGAGGUGAAGAAGAUUUCCCCCAAGAGAAGAAGCUUUGGCCUUCGUGUUGCUUUACAGUUUCCCACCAGGAAGUCAUCUGAGAAAAAAGUGCCUGAACAGGCUUUGUCUGAUUUACCUCUAAAGGACAGUGAAUCUCUCACACCUCGUUCAAAACAAAUAAGCCUCAAGCAGCCAGUCAAAGUAGAGGGCUCUGCUUCAGAGUCUGAAGAAGACAUUAAAGAAACACAGGAGGAAAGUUCCAGUGCACUGCUUAAGAGAGCCAUAAAUAUUAAAGAAAAUAAAGCCAUGCUUGCCCAGCUGCUGGCAGAACUGAAUUCCAUACCGGACCUGUUCCCAGUGAAAACGCCCACCUCGACUCCUUCAAAGCAGAAGAAAACCCCAAGGAGGACAUUUUCUGAAGGCCAGAUAGCACGUCGAAUGAAUCCAACCAGAAAUGCUCGUCCACCAGAAAAAUUUGCUUUGGAAAAAUUUACUAUGUCAGCUGUCAAAUUUGCAGAACACAUCCGUAGCUACAGACAACAAAACCUCUUGAAGAGACUCAGUGUGCAGGGGGAUUCUGGAGUACGCAAAAGGAGGAGAUUAUCCAAGUAUUCGUCUCAUCGUCCAGUAGAAGACAUAACUGAGGAGGACUUGGACAACAUUGCAAUCACUGUUAGAGACAAAAUCUAUGACAAAGUUCUAGGUAGUACUUGCCACCAGUGUCGACAGAAGACAACUGAUACAAAGACAAUCUGUCGCAACCAGGGCUGUGGAGGAGUGAGGGGGCAGUUCUGUGGGCCAUGCCUUCGGAAUCGAUAUGGUGAGGAUGUGAAGUCAGCUCUGCUCGAUCCAGCCUGGAUCUGUCCACCUUGUCGCGGGGUGUGCAACUGCAGCUACUGCCGCCGGCGGGACGGGCGCUGUGCCACCGGCAUGCUCAUCCACCUGGCCAAGUUCUAUGGCUACAACAAUGUCAAGGAGUACCUGGAAAGUUUACAAAAACAACUGGCGGAUGACAAUUGAGAAACUGAACUCAAGCUGUGCCUGCAACUUGGUUAAUACGUUAACAAUUUGACUUCAAAAGUUUAUUACUAUGUUUUAUAUAAAAUAGAAUUGUAGUGUAUAGCAUAUUCAUUUCUGUAUCGGGAAUUUUUUGGUUGAUAUGGUCUUAUGCAAAAGAUCUCUCAGGAAAAUGUUUUGGUAGAGAAAUAUUCAUGCACAGACCUAUAUGUUUAAGUGAAAUGGCACUCUUGAACUUUGAGUGGUUAAUUUUUAAUAGAGCCACAACCACAUGAUGGAGAGCUUGGUCAAAAUGAGCAAUAUUUUUAUUUAUAUAAUUGUGUGAGUUUGCAGAAAGGGUGUUUAACAACUACCUUCAAAGCAUCCCGUCUUCAAAGAAACAAAACACCCUUGUCUACCAGCUCAACCAUAAAGAUCCAUUCUUCCAGCUCUGCUCUCUGAACCUGUUCCACCACCUGUAGUUUAUAGAACUUGGCCUUGCAAAGAAGGAAAAGGUACUUUCAUCUGAAUGCCAUUAUAUUCCAGCCAAAGCUGAUGCAAUUGACCAGCGGGAGAAUGGUUUUUAAAAAUUUUAUUCCAAAGUGCAAUUAUUCACCAAAACAUGAAAGUAGAAGAGUUAAAAAAAAAUUUAAAUAUCCCAGUAAAAAAACCAACAAAACUCGGCAGCAGUUUUUGUGUAGUGCACCUGCUGCCUGAAGCAUAUACCCAGCCGUUGUAACUGGUCUAUAUCAGAGUUCAGGAUUAAUUUGUUUUACUUACGGUUCAUACUUACAUCUCUUUCCAUUUGUACAACCAGGCUUUCAAACAACUUUGUUUAAAUGCAACAAAUCUUUAUUGCAUGUUAAAGUAUGUUAAAAUUUGUGUAAGAUACACAUUUCAUUUUAUGUAGAGAGAAUAAAGACAGAUCUAAAGAGGA
This is a messenger RNA of Prinia subflava (tawny-flanked prinia), 2416 nucleotides long. It is a transcript of the gene CDCA7L, whose product is annotated as cell division cycle associated 7 like. Gene Ontology annotation, biological process: regulation of DNA-templated transcription. The record is from RefSeq and is a predicted model, not a curated record. The coding region runs from base 100 to 1503 and encodes 467 amino acids. Gene Ontology annotation, cellular component: nucleus. NCBI's taxonomy places the organism in Eukaryota, Metazoa, Chordata, Aves, Passeriformes, Cisticolidae. The transcript is spliced from 10 exons.